Molecule: messenger RNA, 1491 nt
Organism: Beauveria bassiana ARSEF 2860
Lineage: Eukaryota; Fungi; Ascomycota; Sordariomycetes; Hypocreales; Cordycipitaceae
Product: major facilitator superfamily transporter
Exons: 5
Coding region: 1-1491 (496 amino acids)
Biological process (GO): transmembrane transport; carboxylic acid transport
Cellular component (GO): plasma membrane
Molecular function (GO): carboxylic acid transmembrane transporter activity
Source: RefSeq, a predicted model, not a curated record
AUGUUUGGAUUCGGUAAAAAGAGCAACGAGCCCGCGCCGGCGGCCGACGUCGCGGACGCCGAGCACAAUGCUCCCCGCAAGAGCUGGAGAGAAACAAUGAUGCCCGUCUUUGCCUGCGGUUCCGGUCUCUUUUCCGACGGCUACAUCAACAACGUCAUUGGUUCCGUCAACACCAUCCUCACGACCCAGUAUGACACCGUCUACACCAAGUCGCCCGCGUAUAACUCCGUCGCCAGUAUUGCUUUUGCAGGCAUCGUUGUCGGCCAGCUUCUAUUUGGCUUCCUGUCCGACCAUUGGUCGCGCGCCAACUCGCUGACCCUUUCCACCGUCAUCCUCAUCAUCUUCACCGCGCUCGCGGCCGGCUCGUACUGGAAGGGCGACCCUUCAGGAAUGUUUAGUAUGCUGACGGCGUGGCGUUUCUUUGUCGGUGUCGGUAUUGGAGGUGAGUAUCCUGCUGGAAGUGUCGGCGCAGCUGAAUCCACCGGCGAGCUCAAGGCAGGCACGCGCCAUCGCUGGUUUAUCCUCUUUACCAAUACCAUGAUCAACGGCGGCUUCGUCAUGGGCGCCUUUAUACCUUUUGUCAUUGCUUCUGGCACGAACAAUUACGAGGUAAUGUGGCGCUGUGCCCUCGGCGUUGGCGUCAUCUUCCCCCUCAUUCUGCUCUAUCUGCGCAUCAAGCUCGAAGACCCCGACGACUUCAACAAAAACUCGAUGCGCCGCCACACACCCUAUCUUCUCGUUCUCAAGUUCUACGGCUUCCGUCUCUUUUGCGUCUCUCUGAUAUGGUUCCUCUACAACUUCUCCGUUUACGCGUUUGGAAUCUACUCCUCCACCAUCCUUCGCGGCAUCUACGGCGAAGGCGCCCCCCUCUCGCGUGUCUUUGGCUGGAAUACUGUUAUCAACAUGUUUUACCUCCCUGGGUCUAUUUUCGGCGCCUUCGUCUCAGACUGGAUCGGUCCUAAGCAUGCUCUUGCCCUUGGCGUCUUCCUACAGUCCCUUGUCGCCUUCAUCAUGGCCGGCGUCUACGCCCACAUCUCCAAACACGUCGCUGCCUUUGCCGUCGUCUACGGCAUUUUCCUCUCCCUCGGCGAGAUUGGUCCCGGUAACAACAUUGGCCUGCUCGCCGCCAAGACGUGCGCCACGGGCGUUCGCGGUCGCUACUACGGCAUCGCUGCUGCCAUCGGUAAAAUUGGCGCCUUUGUCGGAACUUGGGUUUUCCCCCUCAUCAGCAAAGCCGGCGGCAACGACGUCGAGUCGGCCCAGUACCCGUUCUACGUCGCCGCGAGUUUGUGCGUCCUGUCGGGUAUCAUUACCCUGACGCUGGUGCCCACUGUCGGUCAAGAUACCAUUUCCAAGGAGGAUGACCGUUUCCGUGCGUACCUAGAGAGUCAGGGCUGGGACACGACGCAGCUCGGCAUGGGGAAGGCUGCUUCCAAUGCGCCCGAGGCGGUCGUUGUGGAAAAUGUGGCCGAGAAGCAGUUAACUGGCUGA